CGCCCAUAUCCUACGCGCCAUGGCCGAUUCCGACCCCAACAAGCUGCCCACCCCGGCAUCAUGCACAGCCGAUUUCUGCCUCAUCCCAAUCGGCACGCCGACCGCCUCGGUUUCCCAAGAAGUCGCCCAUGUCCAACGCUUCCUCAAGACGGCCGGCGUGAACUACUCCAUGCACGCCGCCGGCACGACCCUCGAGGGAUCCUGGGAGCAAGUCAUGACCGUCAUCGGGCAAUGCCACACGAUGCUGCACGCGCGCGGCGUCGUGCGGAUCCAAAGCGACAUCCGCAUCGGCAGCCGGACGGAUAAGAAGCAGACUUUCCAAGACAAAGGUAUGUCCAACCCUGGCGCGUGAGACGUUAGCGGGUAUUCCUGUUCAUUGAACGAGUAUAGUCGACGCCGUGGAAAAGUUACUCUCUGCGGAUAAACAGCAGCACGAAGGUGCUCAAGAGGGCGUCGCGGCUGAGAAGAAGAAGGAAAAUGCUGAUUAUGGUGAGGCGGAGCUGGAUGUGAGC
Molecule: messenger RNA, 512 nt
Organism: Dissoconium aciculare CBS 342.82
Lineage: Eukaryota; Fungi; Ascomycota; Dothideomycetes; Mycosphaerellales; Dissoconiaceae
Exons: 5
Coding region: 20-352 (110 amino acids)
Cellular component (GO): cytosol
Source: RefSeq, a predicted model, not a curated record